GUCACCCUUCUGGAGACAAGGGCAUUCCGAGUUUCUUUUAUCUUCUUUCACCACAGGCAAUUGCGCACACGAUUUGCGCACCAUUCAAAACAAGUGUUCAAGCGACCCUAUUGUUACCCUGACUGGCAACAUUCUCCUGCGCGCUCUCUUCAAGAAAUAGACUGAGAUAUUGUCUGUAAGGCUUCUUGUUUCAGCUGUAUUCCUGCAAUGGGACUGCGGUUGGCAAGAGAAAGGUCGACCUGUUAAAGAUUGCCAACUCCUCGCCUUAAGCUACGUACUUUUGGUAAGGGUGUAUCUUCCGGGAGCAUGCCUAGCCAUGCAAAAUCUGGCGAAGGUGGAGCGGUCAAGUCCUUCCUCUCCCUGCUGAGCAAAUUCGGGAAGAAAAAGAAGCCCAAGGAGGGGAAAGCUGCCGCGGGAGUAGCCCCCGUUGGAGCAAAUGAGAAUCCGCCCAAAGCAGUUACUCCAUCGGAACCCGGCGAUGCUCUUCCAGCGCCAGCUGUGGAGUUCGCUGCCCCAGAUACAUCAUUUGCAACAAGCGCAAACCAUAUAGCCUCAAAUAAGGUACUGGACCCUGUAGGCGAGGCCUCAGCAGCCGAUGCACAGCAGGCGGAAUCCUCGCAACAACUGGCUGUCGCCCACGACAAGCUUCUUGCCGCGCUCGAGUCCGCGCAAAACACGGAGACCCUGCCCCGCACCUCCCGAGCUGCCUACAACGCAGCCGAUCUCUCCGGCGUCCUCUUCGCCCACCGCACCACCCAGUCCGGCGCCGGCGGCCUCGUGCUGCCCGCCCGAGUGGCGGAGGGCGCCGCCUCGGGCAUCAACUCCGGCGACACGCAGCAAACCCAAUCCCAACUGAACCGCAUUCUGGAACGCGAUGGCGUACGGAAUUCGUACAUUCCGUACGGCACCACCACCGUGGGUCCGCAGCUGCUGAACAGCAUGGCCAACACGCAGAACACGGGGCUGACGCAGGAGAGCAACACCAUUUGUACGGUAACCAACAACCUGCUGCAGGACAUGUUGUACGCGGAUUACGAGGCGCUGGAGCGGCUGCAGUCCAGGCAGCGCGGCUCCUCCUCGGGUGCCAACGCGCUGGGGGGUGCUGCUGCUAUCGGUGGCGGCGCCUCGGCGUCUGCGUCGGCGAAUGCUUCGGGAGCAGCUGCACGGCGGGACAUGCGUGCGCCGCUGGUGGCGCAGCAGCAGGGGCAAGGGGCGAUGCAUCAGGGGGUGCAGGGGUUGAUGGUGGCGAGGACUGCAGGGGCGCAGCAGUUGCCGGCCCAGGAGGCUGCGACUGGGGGUGGGGGCCAACAGCAGCAGCAGCAGCAGCCGCAUGACCCGCGGCAGCAGGCAGGAGGGCAACAGCAGGAAUACGGGCUUGGGGUGCAGCAGCCGGAGCAGGCGGCACCAGCGGCGGUUCCGAGCAGCGCAACCGGCCCCGCACAAGAACAAGAACAACAACAACACCAGCUGAAGGCUAUUCAGCAGCAAAGUCCCUCAGCACCCUCCCCGCAGCAGCAACAGCAGCAACAGCAGCCGAAGUUAGCCACGAUACAGCCCACAACGGCUGAGCCCCAGCCACCGCCCCUGACCACCACCGCAGUGAUGAGUCCACCAGCCCCCGCCACCCGCACCUCCGACCGACUACCUCCCAUCCGUGCCAGCCCCGAAGUCAGGCCAGCAGCACCACCAGCAGCAGCGCCUGCCCCUGCAGCAACAGCAGCCACCACCGCUGCCACCAGCCCCCUGCCCACACCACCCCGCAAAACCUCCGUCGCCGCCUUUGCCGCCUCGGUGUACGGCGCUCCCGGCGACCCGGAGCCCGUGCCUCUGAGCCGGCCGCUGCGGCUGACCACCGCCUGCCUGGGCGCGCACACCACGCUGUGCGAGAGCGCCGCCGACCAGAGCUUCCACCGGCUGCUGCAGCGCAAGAUGCAGACGGUGUACAAGUGGCUGCACGCCUCCGACCUCACCGCGCCGCCCGACCCGCGGCUGGAGGUGCCGCUGGCGGAGCUGGAGGUGGAGCAGCAGCAGCAGCAGACCGCCUCCUCCUCCUCGCCGCGGUCGCCUGGAGGAGGGGCAGGAGCGGAGGCGGCGGGGCGGGAUGCUGAGGCGGCAGGAGGGGC
Astrephomene gubernaculifera is the source of this 2123-nucleotide messenger RNA. The record is from the annotation of a GenBank genome assembly. Lineage: Eukaryota; Viridiplantae; Chlorophyta; Chlorophyceae; Chlamydomonadales; Astrephomenaceae.